Blepharisma stoltei is the source of this 3522-nucleotide messenger RNA. The record is from the annotation of a GenBank genome assembly. NCBI's taxonomy places the organism in Eukaryota, Ciliophora, Heterotrichea, Heterotrichida, Blepharismidae.
AUGCCAGAGCAGACCAAGCCUUGCUAUCUAAUAAUUGAUUACGAAGUGCUAUCCCCUCCAUCCAACCAAGAAAUUGCCAAGAUUUUAGAAAAAGGCACAGAAGAAGAAAAAAUUGACGCGAUGAAAACCUUGAUAUUAAUGAUACUUCAAGAUGAUCACUACCCCAGAAUGAUAAUGACAAUAGUCCAGCACGCAAUGAGGGUGGAGUCCAAAGAAAUGAAAAAAUUACUUCUACUUUACUGGGAAGCCAUCGAAAAAACCAAUCCAGACGGGACCAUCAAAGAUGAAAUGGUCAUGCUCUGCAAUGCUUUAAGGAACGACCUACUUACUCCCCCCCCCCCCUCCGUGAGCGAACAAAACCAUUAGAAAAAUCGCCAUUUUUUGACCAAAAACCCACCCUCCGUGAGUGAACAAAAAUUUUUUUAAUAGAAAAAAUUUUAAUGGAAAAAAAUUUUGAUAUAUAAGUGAUAAUUAGUAUAAUGAAAUCUAGAGCUAAUUCUGUUUAAUUUUAAACAAAUUGCGUUUUAAAACAUAAAUUUUGCAAAUUAAAUUAAUAUUUGCUUCCCAAUUUUUGCAAAUUAGGAUUUUUUUAAAUUUCGAAAAAAAUAUUUUUUAUAAAAUUUAUAUAUAAAUUUUUUUUAAAAAAAAAAAAUUAACCCCCCUCCGUGAGCGAACAAAAUUUUUUUGUUCGCUCACGGAGGGGGGGGGGGAGUUAGUCCUAAUGAAUUUGUGAGGGCCAAAACUCUUCGUUUAGUUGCUAAGAUGAAGUAUAGAGAAAUGAUGGACAGCUUGCUUCAGCCUGUGGUCGACAAUCUGAAUCAUCGCCACCCAUAUGUGAGGAGAAACGCCGUUAUGUGUGUUUACAGUAUUUAUAUGUCAUUUGGCGACAGCUUGCUACCAGACGCUGUUGAAAAAGUAGAUGAACUUUUGAAGAGCGAGACCGAUUUAAGUACACGUAGGAAUGCAUUGCUCUUUUUGUUCGAAGCUCAGCCAGAAGUAGCUAUGAAAUACUUAAGCUCAGUGUUGGCUGAUGAAGAAGAUAAUAGCUCAUCAUUUGGGCCAAGCGCUGAUAUUUUGCAGCUUGUGGUGCUUGAUGAACUUAAAAGAGUCUGCAAGGCAAAUCCACAGGAAAAAGGAAGACAUAUGAAAUCAAUAUUCCAACUAGCAAAUACCAGCAAGUCUCAAAGCGUGCUUUUUGAGUGUGCGUCUACCAUUAUUCAAUUGACAAAAUCCCCUAAUGCAGUCAAAACAGCAAUUUCUACGUUUAUCAAGCUUCUUAAUGACCCUAGUGCAGAUAAUAAUGUAAAAUUGUUAGUUCUAGAAAAACUAGCCGAUAUAAGACCACAGUUUCCAAAACUUUUGCAAGAGCAAGCUGUAGAUUUGUUAAGAUCCUUGUCAAGCCCUUCUAACGAUAUCAGGAAAAAGUGCUUAGAUCUUGUGCUGGAACUUUUAUCUUCGCGAAAUGUGGAAGAAAUUGUAAGGAUUCUCAAAAAAGAGCUUCUAAAUGUGCAAGGGCAAAAAGAAGAAUUCCCAUACCAAGAGCUUUUAAUUAUAGCCCUUCACAAGUGCGCAGUCAGUUUCCCUGAUAUCACUGGGCAAUUAGGACUUGUUGAAGUUUUAAUGGACUGUUGUUUGCUUCAAGCUUCAACCUCUGCAGAAGUGGCGAGCUUUGUCCAGCAGCUGAUGUCUAGCUAUCAGUCUUUACAAAGCAAUAUUAUUGAUAAGCUCCAUCAUAUUUUUGCUGAAAUUUCUUCUGCGCAGGUGUAUAGAAGUGCAUUGUGGAUGCUAUCAGAGUACACAAAAGACCCAGCUAAAACAAUAGUUUUGAUUCUCAACACAAUUGGUGAAGGUCCAUUUAUCAAUAAAAGAGAAAGAAUUGCCCAUACAGAAGCUGUAAAAGAUGAGCAAGAACAAAUUCAUCGUACAGUGAUUUUGCCAGAUGGGACUUAUGGCACACAGAUUAUAUCAACUUUUGACUUCUCAAGGCCAAAAAGUGUAAGUGGGCUUAGGAAACUGUUGACUGAGGUAGAAGAAGUCGAUUUUUAUACAAAAUCAAGCUGUUUCUAAAAUUUAAAUUCUAUUUUAAUUUAAAUAAAAAUUCACUAUAAUUAAUUAUAUUUAGUUACCGCAAUAGCUAUUGCUCUUACAAAAUUAUUAUAUAAAGUUGAAGAGAAAAACCGAGAAAACUACAAGCAAGACAUCCUAUUAAUCCUUUGUGGGCUGGUACAGCUCCGAACUUACCCAUUGAAAAACAAAGCUGAAAAAGAAUACAGUGAAGUCCCAUUUUCCAUUGACCCUGACAACUUUGAAAGAAUUUUACAAUGCUUCCAAACACUCACAGGCCUAAUAUACCCUGGCUGGCUUCAAGGAGGAAAAGAGCUUUACAGCCAUUGCCAAACAAUUGCUAAACAAAUAGAAGAGCAGCUAGAAGACGAAAAGUUUAUUACCCAGCCUGACGAUUUGCUUACCAUUAAGCAGCUUAGAGGAAGAGAUGGGAUUAGUGAUAUGGACUUCAUUGAAGAAGACGCCUUUAAAGCCAUAUUCCAAGACACUGAUGAAGACUAUGGCAAAAGAGUCAGCAGGGUCCGACAACUGACUGGCCUUGGUGAUCCAGUCUACGUGGAAUGUAUGAUGAGGAUGCAUUUAUAUGACAUUGUACUAGAGUUCUCAGUUUUUAACAAAUCCAGUGAAACUCUUCAAAAUUUGACAUUAGAGCUUGCUUCUCAAGGGGACUUAAAAAUGGUAGAAAAGCCUUUACCUAUCAAUUUAGCCCCUGGAAAAUCAGCACAGAUUAAAGCAAGCGUAAAAGUUAGCAGCUCUGAGGCUGGAGUCAUUUUUGGGAACUUAACUUAUGACUCUCCGAAAGGAGGAAACCUAAACUUAAUCACCUUAAAUGAAAUCACAAUUGAUGCAAUCGAGUAUAUACACCCAGCCAUCUGCAGUGAGUCUCAUUUCAGACAGCUAUGGCAAGAUUUUAAAUGGGAAAGUCCUGUGUCCGUAAAUAGCCCUAAAACUAACCUUCUUGAGUAUGUUCAAAAACUAUCAAAAAUGUCUAAUAUGGCCAUUUUGACACCUGAAAGUGUGAUGCUUUGCAGUGAGCACUUCUUGGUCUGCAACUUGUAUGGACAGUCUAGAUUUGCUGAGGACGCUCUUAUGAAUGUGUCAAUAGAAAGAAAAGAAAAUGGAAUUGCAGGAAAUAUUAGGAUAAGAGCUAAGACUGAUGGCAUGGCAAAGUGCUUAUCCUCUCCCUAUGCUAUAAGCGAAAUAUUUUCGAAUAAAUAUUUUUAUAUAAAUAUAAAUAUUUUGAUAUAUAAUUAAUAAAUCGAAUAAGAAAUAUCUUGAUAAUUUUACGGUAGAAUCUUGAAGCAAAAUUUUAAAAAUUAAUUUUGAUAUUUCUUUUGAGAGUCAACUUUUUAAAAAUCAUAAAAAAUUAGCCAUAAAAAUUAGCAAAAAAAAUUCUUGCCCAUGGAGAGAGGAAAGUUAGGAGAACGAGUUGGUGGAAUUACCCAACAUAUUAAAUAA